Molecule: messenger RNA, 3023 nt
Organism: Osmia lignaria (orchard mason bee)
Lineage: Eukaryota; Metazoa; Arthropoda; Insecta; Hymenoptera; Megachilidae
Source: RefSeq, a predicted model, not a curated record
UUAAAUGUAUAUUACACAUCUAAUGUAGAUAUGCCAAUAAUGAUAUCAUUAUGGCUAUGAAACGACAUAUAUACCCCGUGACUCGAAUUAGCUUGGGCCAUGCGGAAAACCGCGACUCGAGGGAGUCGCUGGGAAGUUGACCUUCUGUAUGUAAAGGAAUAACCUGUUUUUCCAACGAGGUUUCAGUGACUUCGAGAUCGCUCCUGUUUGGCCAUUCGGAUUGAGCGCGAGACUACCACUCUGGUCCAUGCUACCAGAAGGUGGAGGAGCGAAGAUCCUGUCCGCGCAGGCCGUGCGAAGCACAGUCUGCGGGAUUUUCCGCAGUGGUAACGUGCCUCCACUCUACUUGAGGAAGUCGCCUGUGAAUAUCCGUGACACGGUUUGCGACGAACGUUUUCCACGUUGGCGGAUGGCAGCGCAGCCACGCUAAUACCACCGUAGAAUCGGCCCAGUAAAAGUAUCAGAUACUCCCGAAUUUUAGAGUUGAAAGCACAAAUUCAAAAAGUCGAGAUAAUAAAGCUGCCGCUUGUAAUUCGAGGCGUGGAAUUGUCAACUGGGCAAGUGGAGCGACUCGCGAUUUGCCUGCUAGCAGCGAAACUGUUGUAUUUGCAUAUGAAUUAGAGCCUUUUAAGUAUAUGACCGUAGAGUAUGCGACGGUCGAUGCGUCAGCAAACCCAUGAAUUUCUAUGUUUUCCCAAUUUCGGGUGUAACUGAUCCAUCGAGGAAUUUUCAAACCGUUUAACUGCGAAAAAUUUGUAUAAAUGGCUUUCUAUUUGAAGAAUAGCUUGUCCGGGAUAGGGUCGUCCCAGUCAUUAUGGAGGCGCCAUAGGUACUAAAUUAGCACCUUGACAGAUAUUAUGGGGGGUAACCCAUCCGAGAAGGUCAUUGUUUGCGAGUUCACGAGUUCUGCGAGGUCCGAAAAUGAGACACGCCUUAAACGUAACAACACUUAACUCUAUUUUAGAAAUAGAAACAGAAUGUACAAGAGGAAAAAAUAUGUACAACGGUCACUGUACAAGUCGCGAGAGAGUCCUGCGUCGGCACAUACACUUAAUAUAAUACUGUACAUAGAACACUUAUGCUAAUCUUGUUCUAAAUUGAUAUGCGUGGACAAUAAACGAAGAGAACACGGCGCGGACUGAGAAAUACGCGUCGCGUGAAUAAAACUGAGGACUUGAAUCGCAAUACUCGCGUGGGCCGGAAACAUGUAGUUACACGGUGAGCGUACAAACAAGAAGAACAAGAAUCGAUCAUGGUGUUACGACCAGCCGCCUAAACGUACGUUAAUCGAAUUCUUCCCACGAUCGGACAAACAUCGUGUUACGGCCACCCGCCUAAACGAUCGAUAUUCGAACAAUUGAACUCCUCACGACCGGACACCUAAACAUCAUAUUACGACCACCUACUUAAGUAUUCGAUAAGACGCGUUCUCACGGACAUCCCACCUUGUCAAUUAUCGGCCCCUUCUCCACCAUCAACGACAUUAUAAAAGACCUUACCGGACAUAAGCGGAGUCAGUCGGGAUCAUAUUAUAAAAAUAAAGCGCUAAACCUUUAAAAGUGCUAUUCAUUUAAAAACCUGUGAACUUUUUACGUGACAUUUUGGCGAUCCUGCCAGGAUCCAUUCAACAUCACUUCCAAAGGGGGCUUUCUACGGAACUUCGGACGAAGGGACUACGAGUGCCACUCUGUCGUGAUACGUAGGGAUCCAACGAACCUAAGGUAAAAGCUGGCGUUUGAACAUUACCGAUUAAAACCACCCAGCAUUUCUUCUCAAAACUCUGACCUAUCCUCCUUAUCCUCUGAGUCCUCAAUAUCUUCAACAAUGACUGCCUCCGGACCUGCCGCACAAGAGAACGUGCUACGGCAACUCUUGGACAGGAUGCAACGGAUGGAAGAAAGAAUCAAUCAACAACUGACAACUCUAGGAGAAGAAAACCAAAAUCGUGCAAAAGAAAUCCAAAAUAUUGCAGAGCGGCUGAAACUGGUCACCCUCACUGAAGACGCGUCUACUAUUUCGAGGAUCACCAGACGAAGCGGCGGAGAUCAAGAUAAUCAACAAGAAGGUCAAAUGCAUACGGCCCGACAACCACCCCAAAAUUCAACAAUCAGGCCAAACGAACUGAUGAAAGCAGUUGAUGCCAUUCGAACCAUCGAGACCUUACGAGGACGAGAUGAUGUAGGAGUUGAAGAUUUUAUCAAAUCAGUCAGGUAUGCCAGGAGUAAUUGUUCUGAGAAAACAUUAUUACUAAAAUUAAUUCUGAUCGAAAAAAUUACGGAAAAUGCAAAAAGAAGUAUUCGAUACACGUCAAUUGAAACGUAUAAAGAACUUUACGAAGUACUCCGUCAAAACGUUUCAAUACCUAAUACUGUUAGUAGUUGCCGUAAUAAGUUACAGCAAAUACGGCAAGGAGCAACGGAAACAGUACAGUCUUAUAACCUACGAUUUAGACAACAACUCAACGAAUUAAUUUACGCCGUUCAAAAUAAACACCAAAAUCCAAUUUCAAGAAGAAUAGCUAUAGAAGAAGAAGAAACAGAAGCUACUCGAACAUAUGUGCUCAAUCUCCGCAGGGACAUAGGCAUGCUCGUAAUACCAAGUAAACCGAAAUUAUUAAUGGAGGCACAAACAAUGGCAGCCGACAUGGAACUGUGGACUCGCGACGCGAAUCGUGCAAUGGAGCGUCGACAAGUACCAUCCAGAAUUCCUCCGCCUAAACAACAGGGGCAACGCCCAAGUACAUUGAGUUGCAUUGAACUUGUCGCAAUGAAGUUGGCCACGCAUUCAUUCACCGACACGGCGUGAAUGCGUUAGUGAAUUUGUAGCCAAGUUCACUGCGACAAGUUCAAUGCAACUCAGUGUACAUCAAGUGACCGACCAAACCACUCGAUACCUUUGAAAUGUACAAAGUGCGGAAGAUUAGGACACACCAGUGACAAGUGCUACGCUCGAAAUUUUCAAGUGGCCAACCAGGGAAAAAUUCCACCACCAAGAGUGAACAAUCUCAAUUUUCAAGAGAACAA